CACAGACAUUCGACUUUGUGUGUGCUUGCGUGUGUGUGCACUUCCACCUCGAGCGCCUGUGCAUAGCCUCCGUGUUGCUUAUAAUUACGCGUUUUCAAGAAGUUUAUAUUUAUGUACAUGCCUAUAGCCUACGUUGUUCUCCAAAUACUUUAUUUUAAGUACAAUUCCUAACCUUCGUACGUUUGUUUACUUGGUGAAUCAUAUCAGCUCCAGCUCCAUUAAAAAUUUGGUUAGCAGCCUCGAGCCGUUGGAUCCGACGUCCAUGAGCUAUUUCUUUGUGCUCGUUCAGCAUGUUUCUCCUGGCAACCGUGUGUUUUGUACUUCGUUUUACAGGGUCGUCUCUCGCUGCCUUUGAGGUGAGCGUCCUGCAGCAGAGGGUGCUGGCGGUGCGAGGCCGGCCGGUGGUUUUGGGGUGCAGCUACGCGCCCAGCCUCGGCAGUAGUCUGGAGUUCCUGGUGGUGACGUGGCAGAAAGCGGAGGACAACCUGGUCCUGCACAGCUUCUAUCAUGGGCAGGACCAGCUGGACAAGCAGAACGCCCGCUACCGGAACCGCACCUCGAUGUUCCGCCCCCUGCUCGGCGCCGGAAACGCCUCUCUGAGGCUGGACCGGGUCGGCCCGCAGGACUCCGGGCGCUACCUCUGCUCCGUCGACAGCCUGCUGGGAAAUGGCAAAGCAGAGGUGCAGCUGGAGUACGCGGGUGAGACAACUUCCUGUCCCAGAACGGCAGACAGCCAGGUGCAGCCAGGUAGAGCGUUCUACACCGAGCCCAAGCUCAACAUCCAGGUCCACCCCAGCAACAUCAGCCUGCAGUAUCAGAGCGAGGGGUACCCCGCGCCCCAGGUCCAGUGGAUCGACUCCGUGGGCCGCAACCUGACUGCCCGGGAGGAGCUGUCCGGGCCCGGGGAGGACGGGCUCCUGUCCCUGAGGACCAGCGUGACGCUGAAGGACCCCGGUCCCGGAGUCAACCUGAGCUUCACCCUGAGGAACGCCGCCCUGGGACAGGUGCUGGAGAGGCCCGUCUGCCUCAGUCUGGCUCCCUGUGACCCUGUAAAUGGGACCAGAGUGACCAUCCCGGUCAUUUGCGUUCUCUGCCUGCUGUGUCUGGUACUGGCGGCCAUCCUGUGCGUCCAACGCAAGAGGAUCGGAAGGCAACGUGGAUAAAAACGGAACACUCUUGAUGCUGUUGCCCCCCUUAAAAGAAGAAACCCUAGUCCGAAAAACUGCACUCCAUGGUACAACGAUACCACCCGGGCCCUGAAGCAGUCUACUAGAAAA
Anguilla anguilla (European eel) is the source of this 1277-nucleotide messenger RNA. RefSeq names its product CD276 antigen-like. NCBI's taxonomy places the organism in Eukaryota, Metazoa, Chordata, Actinopteri, Anguilliformes, Anguillidae. The transcript is spliced from 5 exons. The record is from RefSeq and is a predicted model, not a curated record. The coding region runs from base 291 to 1163 and encodes 290 amino acids.